This is a messenger RNA of Passer domesticus (house sparrow), 1686 nucleotides long. Its product is annotated as serine/threonine-protein kinase PAK 3-like. Gene Ontology annotation, molecular function: ATP binding; protein serine/threonine kinase activity. Bases 127 to 1071 code for a protein of 314 amino acids. The transcript is spliced from 9 exons. The record is from RefSeq and is a predicted model, not a curated record. Gene Ontology annotation, cellular component: cytoplasm. Gene Ontology annotation, biological process: protein phosphorylation; intracellular signal transduction; regulation of MAPK cascade. NCBI's taxonomy places the organism in Eukaryota, Metazoa, Chordata, Aves, Passeriformes, Passeridae.
UCUGUGGCACGCUCACUGCAGGCGGAACCUGCUGAUCGACGAGGUCUCUGCCAGCAGGACUCGGAAUAUUUUUGGUUUUUCCCACAGGCGUUGUCUGGUACAGACUUGAGCAGCGCUGCUCAAGCCAUGGAGGGAGUGUGUGCUGCAGUUUGCGCGGCUUUUUCCGUGGCUUAUUCUGGGUACUUUCUCACCCACCUGGCACGUCACAUCACCCGUGCCUGGAGAGAAUCCGGUCUUUGGAGCCCAACACCAACCUCGGAGGAUCCUCUGGCUGCGUGUCUUCCUGCAGAAGAGGCCAGAGGGGAGGAAGAUGCUCCCCAAACUGCGCCUGCUGCCACUGCAGGGCCUGAGCAUCCAGCAUCAAGCACAAGGGCAGCGUCAGCACCUGCUCUAGCUGCCUCUGUACCUGAGGAAGAGGCUGAAGAGGAUGAAGGUGCCGAUGAACCUGGCCCUGCGGUCAGCCCACGGCCGGAGCAAACAACACCAAGCUCCAUCUCCUCUGUCCUGGCACCUGCACGAGCUGCAGCUGAAGGCUCGGGAGAAGGCUCCAGUGCCCAGGCUGGAAGCUCAAGCACGAGCAGCUCGUGCACCUGGAGCAUGACCAGCUCGUCUGGCAGCAGAGAGCAGCAGCGAGAGAGGACAGAGGACAAGUGCCUGGCCAUGCUGAAGAUGCUGGUGAGCGAGGGAGAUCCUGAGGCUAAAUACACAGAACUGGAAACUCUUGGCAAAGGGGGUUUCGGCACUGUGUGCAUGGCAGUGGAGACUGCCACAGGAGAAGAGGUGGCCAUCAAGAAAAUUAGUCUCCUGCAAGAGAGCAGCAGCGAGCUGUGCCUGAAUGAAAUCCAGGUCAUGCGUGGCAGUAAGAAUGCCAACCUUGUGAACUAUGUAGACAGCUACCUGGUGGAUGAGGAACUCUGGCUGGUGAUGGAAUAUAUGGACGGAGGUUCUUUACAUGAUGUCAUCAGGGAGACUCGCAUGGCAGAAGGAGAGAUAGCAGCUGUCUCUCGGGAGGUAAGGGAUGGCACUUGUGCUUCCCAUGGCUUGGUUGGGAUGGUCCUUCCAAAUGGGUGAUAAGGAGAGGAGAGAUUUCAUCUUCCAAGCCUUUCUCUUAUGUCCUUGGCAGUAGCAAGAGCAUCUGAAGUGCCUGCCAGUGUCCCUGCCCUUCUUCUGGUGUGUUUGUCUUUGCCUCUCUAAACACUUGCCUGGAGCCUGUGUGUGCUGCAUUCCUUCCCUGUAAGGGCAAAGGCGCUGGUGGUGCAAAGUGAAGCAAGGGGCAAAGACGAAGAGAUACUCACAGGACUUUCCCAGAGCUCAGCCUCAAAGGAGAGCCUUGCACCCAAAGUGGUGUUUGCAAAAGCAUCCACUGCUGUCUGGCUGCAGAGAGCACAGCCACUGCAGCAGGGCUCCUUCAGCCUGUGUUUGCAGGGCACUGGCCAGAGGAACAAUUGCCCUUUCUCUUUCAGAAGCAAACAUACCCUCACUUAGAAAGGCACUGCUGUUCUCGUGGUGGAGCAGCAGGCUCCUGCCCUUGCCAGCAGCCUGUCCUGCCAUGGCUCACCAUCCCCCAGGAAGUCAGUGUUGCAGAUGUGCCACUUUUCUGCCUGUGGGAUGAAGUCCACUUAGGCUCGUGUUUCUUUUUCCUCUCUCAGUGCCUGCAAGGCCUGGAUUUCCUGCACUCCAAGCAAG